Molecule: messenger RNA, 228 nt
Organism: Cotesia congregata
Lineage: Eukaryota; Metazoa; Arthropoda; Insecta; Hymenoptera; Braconidae
Source: the annotation of a GenBank genome assembly
AUGUCUUCAGAUACUUCUUAUUCAGAUCUGGAUUCGCACGAGAAUAGCCCUAUUGCAAACUUAAACACAAUCAAAAGACACAAUCUUGUGGUUGUUAUCAGUUUAUUUGUAACGCAGAUUGAUAUUGUUAUUAAAAAAAUGAAAAACAAAAAAAAGCCGUUUGCUCACACCGUGAUAUUGGAGUUAAGGUCUCGACUAAAUAGUAUAAAGAAUAUAUUUUUUAUAUAA